AUAUAUAGGCCUACCCGUUUCCAGCAGUGUUAAUUAUCUUAUGUUUGCCUUAGAUCAAUAUCAGUGGCGCCCAGGGCUGUAGGCUAUGCCUCGCUUUGGUGCUUGAUACGUACACAAAUCAUUGCCUGUAGCAGCGCUUUCAAUCUAAAAUUCUUGUAGCCUAUGUAUUACUGCAUAUUGUGUGCGCCAUUAUAAAAGCUAUUUCGGUAAUCCAUAAACCGCAAGAACACCCAUUCCCCCCGCCCCUCUUCCCUAUAAAUGAUCCAUAACAGGCGAAUAAAACCACUGACUGAUUCGGGGCUGCUUUGUAGCUAAGCCCACUUUGAAAUUAAAUUGCCCUCACAAAUCGUGCAUGCUCUAUGCUCUGCGGCAGCUACAGCAAACGUUAAACUAAUGUAUAAGCCAAUUUACAUCAUUCAUCCUCGAUGCAACACUGCACGACAGUUAAUUGUAAACAAUGAAGAGAACAUGGAACAGAAAGACAGUCAAGCCUUUAUCGUAACCUCGCGCAACUAUUGUCAAUUUGUCUUUACAUUAUUUGAAAAUAUUACGUUUCAUUGAUUGAUUCAACUUCAAAAUACCAACCUGCGGCGUAUUGUCGAACAAAGGGGCAUAUUUGGUCAUUGUGUUAAUAAUAGAGUUCUCUUUAAAACAUAUGUGGAAUUCUGAUUCAUAGUUGGCUCAAGAUAUGCGGAACAUAAUCUACGCUCCCCAAUCACUGCAGGAAAUGUUCUCUCUAGUCAACAUAAAGACGGCCUUUACACAGGUCCUGGAAGGGAGAUAUACUGUAUUAAAACACGCUCAAGUAACCUACAGCAGCCUACCCAGAAAACAGAGUGUCAUGUCUUGCCUUGCAUUGCCAAGAGUGUAUUUGUCAAAACAGGCAGUUCCACAAGGAUGCACAUUUGUUAUUUCGAGCGCAUAUCAAUGGAUCACUCCAAAUUAAAUAAUAGACUUGUCGCUCGUAGGUUUACGACCAAUUCAGUGACAAGGCACAUUCCUUGAGUUUUGCAAGGUUCGCAGCGCAAUUACAUAACUGGCCAGCGUUUCAUGUGGAGUCAGCAGGGAAGCGUGUGCAAUAUUGAACAAGGAAAUAUUUUGUGCAUGCAGGACCUUCGGAAAUCCAUUCAAGCCAACAAGUUUGGAGAGAAUGUUGAGUUUAAUCAAUUCAGAGCGUCGAGAUGGAGACCGACUCACUCAAGUGGGUAGGCUCACCUUGUGGUUUGCACGGACCGUACAUUUUCUACAAGGCUUUUAAAUUUCAUCGGGACGGAAAAGCGCGGAUCUUGUCCCUGGGUGACUUUUUCCUUGUCAGAUGCACACCGGAGGACCCGAUUUGCAUAGCGGAGCUUCAGCUACUGUGGGAAGAGCGGACCACUAAACAACUCUUGUCCAGCUCUAAACUUUAUUUUCUGCCUGAGGACACUCCAUCGGGACGGACGGUCAACCACGGCGAGGAUGAGGUCAUCGGCGUGUCAGAGAAAGUCAUCCUGCGACUGGAGGACCUGGUGAAAUGGACGCUGGGGGAUCUUUCGGGAUGGGUGCGUGGGAUGAGAGCUGUAUCCGCGGUGACUGUGGCGACGGGGGUGACGGUGGUGCCCAAGACGGUCGUGCUGAGGGAGCUGGCCACCAAUGGGCACAGAGACCCCCACCUGGGCGGCAGUGGGCACAGACCCACGCACACACACCUGGGCGGCAGUGGGCACAGACCCACGCACACACACCUGAGCUCCCGCUUCAGUAUCAGCUUCAGGGACGUACUGAGGGAGAAAGCCCAGAUAGGUGAGGAUGAGGAGGAGAGGAUGAAGGUGCUGGUGCUGAGCUACCCUCAGUACUGCCGCUAUCGCUGUGUUCUCGCCCGACUGCGGGGCGGCAGCCAGGUUGCCGUGGUAACCGACCACAUUGUGCGGGCGCUGGGUGGCAUCGGCCCUCUCCACGGAGACGUGCGCAUCCUGUACUGCCGCGAGACAUUCCAGCAUCCAACUCUUGGACACAACGAGAGCGUCUGUGAGCACUUCGCGCCCAACCUGAAGGGCAGACCCCGGAAGAGAAAACUGUCCCAGCGUCGGGACUCCCAAAACCAGGACUCCAACCAGAACCAGAACCCAAAUCAGACCUUGCAGACUGGUCCACAAUCCCGGCACCCGGCCAGCACCAGUCCAGAACUGAGGCCCCCAGCUAAGGCGAGGCCUGAGUGCAGGGUGGUAGCAGCGAAAGUCAAGAAUGGAGGGAUGUGUAAGAGGGUGUCGGCAGAGGAGAAGAGAGAGGAGAGAAAGAGAGAGAGAAAGAGAGAGGACAAAGAAGACAAGGCUGGGACAGAGGGACAGAAGACGGAUGAACAGGCUUUCCUGGUGGCUCUAUACAAGUAUAUGAAGAAGAGGAAAACACCCAUUGAGAGGAUCCCCUACUUAGGUUUCAAGCAGAUUAACCUGUGGAUGAUGUUUCAAACGGCUCAGAAGCUGGGAGGCUACGAACAGAUCACGGCUCACAGGCAGUGGAAGCAUGUGUAUGAUGAGCUGGGCGGACACCCCGGUAGCACCAGUGCUGCCACUUGUACCCGAAGACACUAUGAGAGAUUGCUGCUCCCAUAUGAGAGGUACUCUCAGGGACAGGAGGAGAGGCCUGGCGUAGAGCCCCGCCCCAUCAAGGCGGAGUCAGUAGAACCCUGUCCCAUCAAGGCGGAGUCAGUAGAGUACCGCCCCACCAGGGCGGAGUCAGUAGAGUCCUGCCCCAUCAAGGCGGAGCCAGUAGCGCCCCACUCCAUCAAGGCGGAGCCAGUAGAGUCCUGCCCCAUCAGGGCGGAGCCAGUCUCCAUUGAAGGAAGUGAAGAUAAAGACUCGUCCUCUAGGUGUCCCAAAGCUGGACCAGCACCAAACCAGCAGCCUCAGCGUGACACUGGACCACAAAACUCAGCGGUUUUAGAGGACAGGGGAGGUUUCCAACACUCAUUGCACUUUAAAGAUGUGGGAAGCAAGAACACAAAAAAGGAAGAAGAGGUGGGGGAGGAGGAGGAGGAGGAAGAGCUGCAGGUUACCGUGAAGCAAGAAGAAACACUCCCCACUCAAGCUCGCCACCAUGACAACCACCGCCACCACCCAGCCGAUCCCAUCCACACAGACCUCAUCCUCCAGACCGACCAAAAGCAUCCACCAUCCUCACCUCCAGACCCACCAGGAAGACUCUGCCAGCAGGAAGGAGGGCCCUCCAGAAGCAGCGGCCUCCCCACAGGGGCCUCGCUGGCACCCCAGGCCCUCUGGCAGGCCACCGCUCCUGGCCGUCACUCUGUGCAUCCCCUGGGUGUCCUGGAGCUCGGCGAGGCUGGAAGGGUCUCUGAGCACGAGGGCCAGCUGGUUGGCCCUGUGAAGGAGACAGCUGAAGGCUCUCCUCCAGAAGCGCUGCACAACUCCAGAGGGUGUGAGAGGUCCUCCCCGAAUGCCCAUGGCGCCCCCUACUUCAGCGGCCCCCACAGUGUCAUGUCCCCCCUGGCUAAGAAGAAGCUGCUGUCCCAGGUGUGCGUGGGGGGGGCUGCACCUCAAAACUACCCGACGGCGCCCCCCCCUGCUGCUGCUCGCUCUGACGUGGGGCAGCGGGCGAGCUGUGGCAGGGGCGUCACCAGCAUGUUGGACCCCGUCAGGCAGGGACCCCGAGCUCAUCCCGCCAGCCCAGAAACAGCCCCCGCCCCCCGUCCGUCCGUCAUCCAGCACGCCCAGAGCUUCCGACCGUUCUGGAGUGCCGACGAGGAGAGGACCACCCCAGGAGGCUCAGAGUCCUCCUGCCCCAGAGGAGGAGAGGCUCCUCUGCGGGGACAGUUCCUUCCAUGUCCCCCCCCCUUCUCCCAGCACAGCUUCGUCUCCGACAGGACGGAGCCCCAGGAGCGGGUACAGAGGCCGUGGGAGAAGCCUUCAGACUGCGGAGGACAGGUGUGUUACUCCUCCCCUCACCUGCCCUCAGACCUCAGAGGAGAGGUGUGUUACUCCUCCCCACACCUUCAGAGCCUCUACCGACACACUAAACACCGGCUCAGCCAGCAGCAGCAGCAGCAUCGGCAGCAGCAGCAGCACCUUAGCACACAGGUGUAUCCGUCCCGGGAUGGACAGGGCGUAUACACACAGGUGUUUCCGUCCCGGGAUGGAGAGUGCGGCCAGAGAAGAGGGGUCGCUGGCCUGACGCAGAACGCUCCAGACGUGGUUAUUGAUGAGAGGUACUCGACCCCCCCCCCACUGCCGCCACAGCUCGGGUGCCACAGAGGGCCUGCGGCUACUAACUCACCAGCCGUCGACCAACCUGCAGACCUGAGCUUUCCUAAGGUCCUUUCGAAAGGUGCUUUUGGAAUUCAUACUUAUCCCACUAUGCAUGGGGACUGCAGACUGCCUGCUCCCAUACAGCCUGGCCUAGAUGCCCACGGCAUAGCCUGUAAAGGAUUCCCUGUGCCCGUCGGAGAUGGCAACCAGGCUUAUAAGGCGUCAGUGCGCGUGGGUAUAAGUGGCACAGGAGGAUUUAAGCACCACACAUCAGAGUCUGUCAGAGCCGCUAAGCGCCCCCUAGAGGAUCCAGAGAGGACGCCUCCAGCAAAGACACGGCUGCUCUCACCCCUUCACCCCUCCAAGGACGCCCCAGUAAGCUCAGGUGGGUGCCCCCGCGUUUCGGAGCGCCAGGGGGAGGAGGCCGAGCCCCCCGAGCCGGCGCGGGCCGUGCACCUGAACAGCUACUCUUCGCAGGGGCACCGGUAUCCCCCCCACGCUCCCCAUCUGGGCGGCCUGUGCCCCGUGGGCAUGUUUGGGGUGCAGGAGGCCUGCGAGGGGCCCCGGACAGUGGGGUACCCCCCUUCACACCCGCUGGCCUUCCUGAAGAGCCAAGGGGGGGCCAUGCCAUCCGUGGUGGCACCCCCGUUUGUGCUGCAUGCCCUGAUGAUGCAGGGGCAGCUGGUGAGGACAUCCACCGCCUCCCCCCUCUACCAGGCCUCCGCUGUCAACAGAGGGGGCAGAUUCAGUGAGCCCAUGCCCCACGGCCUGUACCCACUCCGCCCCUUCAACCCACUACAGGCGUACCAUGCACCUCAAAUGCCCACUGUUCAGCCCAGCACCAAACUCUAACACAGACACACACACACACACACACACACACACACACACACACACACAUGCACAGACA
This is a messenger RNA of Clupea harengus (Atlantic herring), 5151 nucleotides long. RefSeq names its product AT-rich interactive domain-containing protein 5B-like. The record is from RefSeq and is a predicted model, not a curated record. Gene Ontology annotation, cellular component: nucleus. NCBI's taxonomy places the organism in Eukaryota, Metazoa, Chordata, Actinopteri, Clupeiformes, Clupeidae. Gene Ontology annotation, biological process: regulation of transcription by RNA polymerase II. Gene Ontology annotation, molecular function: transcription cis-regulatory region binding.